Molecule: messenger RNA, 3455 nt
Organism: Plutella xylostella (diamondback moth)
Lineage: Eukaryota; Metazoa; Arthropoda; Insecta; Lepidoptera; Plutellidae
Source: RefSeq, a predicted model, not a curated record
GCUUUCGUUCAUUUCAUUCAACGUUCGUCACCACCACAAGCACAACAAAAAAAGUUUUCCUGUCACGAAUCACGAAUUUGUAUUUUCAGUCGCGGUGCAAUUUAUUUUUCUUGCCAGUUUAAAUAGAAUUCCAAUUAUAAUUUUCACACUUUCAUCAGUUUACAAUGAUAACAACUGAAAAGCAAUAGUAAUGUGAUCAACUCGUCAUCCAAUUUACAUCAUAACUUCGUCAUCGAGUGUGCUCGAAGUGGUGUGAUUGUCCGUACUCUUAUUUAUUUAGGCACUAAUUUCACAACAAUUACUAGUGAAUAGCGAUGCUGUGUAGGUAGUGAAGAGCAUAACGCGUGUGAAAUGUCACAACAUGGUUGUCCCGAGAGACUGCCGAACAGGUCGAAGGGAUUCCCUGAGGAGGGCGCGGGGCCCACCAUGGAGCUGCUGGUGGAGACGCUCACCGGCACCGCCUUCGAGAUGACCGUGUCGCCCUCCGACACCGUGCACGCCAUCAAGUCCAAGAUCUACCGGGUCGAAGGCAUCCCGAUAUCCCAGCAGCACCUGCUCUACAACCUCAAGGAACUCGACGAUGCGUCCUCGCUGCACGAGCUGUCUAUCUGCGACGGCGCGCGCCUGCGCCUCGUGCUCGGGCUGCGCGGCGGGCCCGUGUCCACGCGCCGCCUGCCGCCGCCGCCCGCCAGUGAUGCUAAUUGGAGGGAUAUUGAGCGACUGCUUGAUGGGAACAGAGACGGCGGCGGCUGCAAGGUGACAGUGCUGGUGUUCCGCGACGGCGAGCGAGUCAACAUGCUGCGCGUGCGAGAGAACCACGACGGCACCUACUCGCCGCUCGACCCCGCCGCGGCAGGUCAGUACACGCCCGCCGCACCCCACAGAGACCCCGCCGCGGCAGCGUCGCCGCCCCCCCGCGCGCCCGCCCCCGCCCCCGCGCCCGCCCACCACGACAACGCGGUGACGCUGGGCAAGAUGCGCGAGCUGCGCCGCCGCCUCGACUCGCUGUCCGUGCAGCGCGCUAGACCAAGGAAUGACGAUGAAAAACCCGAACCGAUCCAAAAGACGCGCAGCGAAGAAACCCUGUCCGUCCCGAGUCUCCUAGACGAAGCGGCCAGCUACAGUACACGAGACUUCUCGUACGACGACGACGCUUUUACACCACUAUACGACGGCAGCUACACUAAAUACGACUACGACUGCUCAUUCGCUGACCGCUACACACUCUUGCCUCCUAUUGGCUCGCGCACCGACUCAGAAGAAACCAUCGACAGUGAUAGGCUGAAACUAUCCGAUGCGUUAUCCGGUUCGAUAUUGGUGAAGAGUGGCAGACGGGAGGGAAGGGAUGAGGAGGCGGCCAUUUUGGAGGAGAGUGUCAGUUUUGACGGGUCAGUGGAGGAGUGUCUGAGGCAGGAGGCCGCUGCGAAGAACUUGGCGCCGAUCUCAGCGGAUAAUGGGGAUUAUGGUCCCCUAACAUUCGGCCGGCGCGCCCGCCUGCACCUGCUCGGCGUGCCCGCGCGCGCCCCCUCCCCCCCGCCCGCGCCCCCGCGCGCCCCGCCCCGCCCCCCGCGCGCGCCCCUCUCGAGUUCCACCCCGGACCUAGACGCGAGGGAGCGGACUAGGAUACUGCCGCAGCUGAGCCGGUAUAAGAAUAGAGAGCACCUGCACCUGAGCGACGAAGGCUUAUCCAUCGAGCGCCCCCUCGAAGUGACCCGGCUAGUUGCCGCCCCCGCCCCCGCACCCCCCGCGCCCGCGCCCGCCCCCGCGCGCCGCGUCCGUUGCGGCUUCUGUCGCAAGCGGCUCAGCAUAGCGACCGCCCACCGCUGCCGAUGUGGCGCCACCUACUGCGCGCCGCACCGCUAUGCUGAGGUACAUGGCUGUGCCUACGACUACAAGGCGGAGAGAGCCCACAGCCCGCCCAGGCUGCAAGCGCCGAAACUGCCUAAGAUAUAGAAGGUUAGGUUAAGUGGCACGGGGGUCGCUGUACAAAUCGAACGAACGAGGUUUGAUGUGCAAUCGGUAACGCGGUUGGCGCAGCUUAGGAAAAACAAAACCAAAACUGCAUUAAUCGUACCGAUUGCGUGACAAUUCUCGUUCGAUCGUCGAUUUAUAGAGUGACCCCCCAGGAACUAAGCGGUCGCGAAUGUGAGCGGUUGGUUGUGCCGCACGAGUGUACUGAUAGCGUGUAAAUUGUCGAUUAGACGGUCUAAAGUCCAUUAGGCGGUAGACCCAGUAUUGUUGUAUUAUAAAGUCUGGCGGCGCCGCGGUUCGUCUAAAGAAUUAGUUAGACGCACCGUGGUGUCGGCAAGUGUAAAAGUUAUAAAAAAAUAUGCCUUGUUUGUACGUACGGACGGAGAAAUUGUUGAAAGUACAGAUGAUAUUAUAUGUGACGUCUUAUUGGACGUGUUAGUGUAGUUCGCUAAUUCAUAUUAUACAUAUUUAGUUCCCAAUUAACUGUUUGUUAAUGAGUAUAUAAAUUGUGGUGGUGUUGCAUGAGGCAAUGUGUUUGUUUUAUUGUGGUUGGUGUCCUGCACUCACGAUUGUGAGCUACUCGAUGCUACAUGUGUUUGCUAGACAAAUCUCGUCAUCAUUAUACUAUAAAUCCUAAUUAUGAUUAAUUAAUUAUACAUUUUCGUUCACAACUUGUUGGGGUGGAUCUAAUAAAUUGACUUAUAAAUAGAUAUAUUGAAAUGCACUAUUCAAUGUUCUUGUCAUAAAGUAAUACUAUAAUUAUGUUAGCGCUAAUGCUUGUCUAAUAUUAUUGUUUCAUAAUUAAUCCGGUGGAUACUGGCUAUAUUUUUUUUGUGUAAAAAAAUUGUUGCAGGUCGGAGAGUAAAGUCAUUGAAAAUUGUGAUAAUAUUUUGACGUAAGAGGAAAAUGUUAAAAUUACUUAUGCCACGUGUGUUUUUUGUAAAGAAAUUAUAGCAAUUUGAAAAAAUAUAGAUAAAAGUGAUAGCUUCAAAUAAUUGCCCGAUUUUUUAAAACACUUAGGUGCUUUUAUUUUGUGCUGUAACAGGUUUCUUGAUUUUUUGUAUAAACUGAAGUAAUGCUUAUGAUUAUGUUCUACAUAUUAUGAACGCCUAGUUUUUGUAUUGUGUUCUCAAACGGUCUUUCAGAAAUGUCUGACCCAUUGUGUCCAAAUGUCUAUUGAUUUUCUAAUAACACUUAAUUCCUCUUAUAAGAACAUCUGUUACAUUUGCAGUCAUAUACAUAUUUUCGUAGAAUACAUUGUGUAUUAAAGUUUUAAACAUACAUAGGUUAUAUUUUUAGUAAUCCACGUAGAACUGAAUUUCGCAAGCAUCUGCCCCCGGCGGGUCACAAAUGUCACAGAUGAAAUCAUAAGAUGAAUCAAGCUGCAACGGUAUUUAAUUUAAUUAAGUUUAUAGAUAAUUUUUAUUUGGGAAAAUAAUUUUGGCUGAUUUUGAUAAUAAAUAUUUGUAAUGCGAAAGCGACAA